AUGGGCCUCUGGACCUACGCCGCCGGUAGCACCCAGACUGAGAGGUUGAGGAGAAAACAUUGCAUGCGAGGCUCGUAUUUGCUUUUGUCGGUGAUGCGCUGGAUAAGUGUCUGUUCCGGGGGAGAUGGAGUUGUUCUGUUUCCCACAUGGCACCGUGCGUAUCUUCUUAGGCUUGAAGAGGCCCUACGCAGUGCGCCUGGAUGCAGAGAUCUGGCUUUGCCAUACUGGGAUGAAGUUUCCUCCGAGACAAAGGAGGAGGGCCUCCCCAACCUCUUCACCGACAAGAGCUACACCUUCCAGGAUGGGACGUCAAUCCCAAGCCCCCUCUUCUCGUACCAGAUGCAGCAGACUGUUGUCGAUGAAGACGACGAGGAUGGCUACACCAAGCCCGAGGGAUACCGGACUGUUCGAUACCCCUACUCGGGCCUGGUCAGCGGGAAAUGGAAGGACCAGACCGCUCUCCACAACGAGACAGUGGACAAGAACCCACCAGAGGAAGUCACUCGCCUGUUGAACGAGAACAUCAAGAGAUGGCUCUUUGCCCAAACAUUCAAGAACCAUGAGGGCAAGGUCAUCGCAGCUGGCGAAGCAGACAACUAUGUGAAGUGUCUGGACGCGCCCAACUACACCAUCUUCUCCAACACUACGUCGGCGGCUGCACACAACGGCAAACACAAGAACGAGUCCACGGAGCGCCCUGUUAUCCCUCUCGAGCAACCACACAACGCCUUACACCUCGCAGUUGGUGGAUUUGACGUGCCUGGCCAGGGGAACUUUGACGUCUACCCGUUUGCCAAUGGCGACAUGGGGGAGAACGACACGGCAGGCUUCGAUCCAGUGUUUUUCUUCCACCACUGCUUCAUCGACUAUACAUUUUGGAAGUGGCAAGAGCGUCACAACAGCACCGAUAAGCUGGAUCUCAUCAAGGGAGACCCCGGAACGGAGAUCAAGAACGAUCAAGGGCAGGUGACCGGCUAUUAUACCCCCGACACCCCCCUGGUGCCCUUCAAGACUACUGAUCGUUCUACUGGAGCUGAGCGUGACACAACCUCAAACGACGUUGUCAACAUCGCCGACCUUGGCUACACUUACACAGAGCCAGGCCGCGACGGCAGGCAUGGCAUCAUGCCAGGCGAACAUUUUGUCGACGCCCCGAAGCUUGCUGUAGACGGCAUCAACCGAGGCAAGGUCUCCGGUUCUUUCAUCAUCUCCACGUGGGCCAAGACCGAAGACGGCCAGCCUGACAGACUGAUUUCGACCAAGGCAGUGCUGAGUCGUUGGAACGUCGCUCAGUGUGACAACUGCCGGAGCCACCUUGAUGUCAAGUCCUUUGUCCAUCUCACGGACUUCUCUCACGAGGAGGCCAGCAACACCACGUUCUAUGCCAAGAUCCAUACGAGAGAGAAGCCAGAAGGUGACAAGAACUUUGGGGGCCGUCAAAUUCCCAUCGCUUUGAAGGCAUGCAAGGCAGACGGUUACGGGAACUAA
Messenger RNA from Fusarium vanettenii 77-13-4, 1488 nucleotides. RefSeq lists its product as uncharacterized. NCBI's taxonomy places the organism in Eukaryota, Fungi, Ascomycota, Sordariomycetes, Hypocreales, Nectriaceae. Gene Ontology annotation, molecular function: oxidoreductase activity. The transcript has 3 exons. The record is from RefSeq and is a predicted model, not a curated record. The coding region runs from base 1 to 1488 and encodes 495 amino acids.